AUGUCUAAGAAGGAAAAGACAUCUUCCAAGGAGGAAGGAGAAGACAAUUACGAGAAGAGGCUGCCGGCCCUUCUUCCAUUUGCCCGUCCAUUGGCACCAAAGAAGCUGAACAAGAAGGUUUUGAAGACGGUCAAGAGGGCCUCCAAAGCUAAGCAUGUUAAGAGAGGUGUAAAGGAAGUUGUGAAAGCUCUCAGAAAGGGUGAGAAGGGACUGGUAAUCAUUGCCGGUGAUAUCUCCCCUCCAGAUGUGAUUUCCCAUAUUCCAGUGCUCUGCGAGGACAGUUCGGUUCCAUACGUCUUCCUACCAUCUAAGGAGGACCUGGGGUCAGCUGGUGCCACUAAAAGACCAACAUCGUGUGUGAUGAUCGUACCUAACGGCUCCAAGGGCAAGAAGGUUGACGCUAAAGCCGCUUCUGAAUACAGCGAAGGGUUUGAUGAGAUAGUGAAGGAGAUCCCUUCGUUGUAA
Molecule: messenger RNA, 465 nt
Organism: Kuraishia capsulata CBS 1993
Lineage: Eukaryota; Fungi; Ascomycota; Pichiomycetes; Pichiales; Pichiaceae
Exons: 1
Coding region: 1-465 (154 amino acids)
Biological process (GO): snRNA pseudouridine synthesis; ribosome biogenesis; rRNA pseudouridine synthesis
Cellular component (GO): nucleolus; box H/ACA snoRNP complex
Molecular function (GO): box H/ACA snoRNA binding
Source: RefSeq, a predicted model, not a curated record